Molecule: messenger RNA, 2262 nt
Organism: Durio zibethinus
Lineage: Eukaryota; Viridiplantae; Streptophyta; Magnoliopsida; Malvales; Malvaceae
Source: RefSeq, a predicted model, not a curated record
CAAAAGGCCUUGUUCAACACCAGCAAAGGUAGGUUUGUAGUGUUAAUUUGGGCCCGACCGAAUAAUCCAUAUUUCACUGCACCAUUUCCUUCUUUUAAUUUGAAUUUCACCCGUCAAGCCCAAUCAUAACAUAAUUUCAAUCCGUUACAUGAUGUCCGAACUCGCAACGUGGACGAAGCCCUUUUGCCAAGUCACCAUCCCGUAUUUACGAUCACUAACCCACUCGAUCUCAAACUCUCACGCUUACCCGUAACCAGUCUCUGAUCUUUCACCCUCAAAUUUUCAAACAUAAACAAAAUGGCGUUAACUGCGCUGUUUUUGUCGGCGACAAAGCUCGUCGGAAUUAUUAUGACAGUGUCAAUCGCAGCCAACGCCUUCUCUUUCUGGCGUUACCGGAAAAAGAAUCUCCAGCAGUUCAAGUCUCCCAUCGACGAAUCCUCUGAUACCCUUGCUGAUUUCAAUGUCAAUGGUGAGGAGGAACAUGGAUUUUUCUUUGGAUUAGCAACAGCGCCAGCACAUGUAGAAGACAGGCUCCAUGAUGCUUGGCUACAGUUUGCAGAGGAAAAUCCUUGUCACAAGUCAGAAACAAGAGAUGAUCCUGUGCAAGCUGAUGCGCUGAUAGGUGUUGCUGCUGCUGAUGGUGGCUCUCAUCAAGCUCCAUCAACUGCCAAAGAGUUUAACAAGAAGAAGAAGAAGCCUCUUAAGGUUGCCAUGGAAGCCAUGAUAAGGGGGUUGCAGAAGUUUGUAGAUGAUGAGGUAGAAGAAGAAGGAAAACUGCCUGCUUCUAAUGAGGAAUGCCAUCAUAACGUAGCUGCAUGACACAAUGCUCCUCACCCGGAGGAGAGAUUAAGAUUUUGGUCUGAUCCUGACACAGAACUGAAGCUGGCUAAAGAUACUGGCGUCAGUGUCCUUCGGAUGGGAAUAGACUGGAGCAGAAUCAUGCCACAGGAGCCACUUAAUGGGCUUAAGGAUGCUGUCAAUUAUGCAGCAUUGGAACGAUAUAAAUGUAUCAUCAGCAGGGUUCGCUCUUAUGGAAUGAAGGUGAUGCUCACACUGUUUCAUCACUCAUUGCCCCCAUGGGCUGGUGAUUAUGGUGGAUGGAAACUGGAGAAAACUGUUGAUUACUUCAUAGAUUUUACCAAGCUUGUUGUCCACAGCGUAUCAGAUAUGGUUGACUAUUGGGUAACAUUUAAUGAGCCUCAUGUCUUCUGUAUGCUUACGUAUUGUGCGGGUGCUUGGCCAGGUGGUCAUCCCAAUAUGCUGGAGGCAGCCACUUCUGCUCUACCAACUGGUGUUUUUAAACAGACAUUGCAUUGGAUGGCUAUUGCACAUUCAAAGGCCUAUGACUAUAUCCAUGAACAAAGCACAUCAUCAAACAAAAUGGUUGGAGUAGCACAUAAUGUAUCAUUUACACGGCCAUAUGGUCUCUUUGAUGUUGCUGCUGUUACAUUGGCCAAUUCUCUCACCCUUUUCUCAUAUGUGGAUAGUAUAUGUGACAAGCUAGAUUUUAUAGGCAUAAACUAUUAUGGACAGGAAGUGAUAUCUGGUGCUGGACUGAGGCUACUAGAGACCGAUGAGUACAGUGAAUCAGGGCGAGGGGUUUAUCCAGAUGGCUUGUUUCGUUUGCUAAUACAGUUCCAUGAAAGAUACAAACACCUUAACAUUCCCUUCAUCAUAACAGAGAAUGGGGUUGCGGAUGAGACAGAUGUGAUCCGUUGGCCAUAUCUUUUAGAGCAUUUGCUUGCUGUUUAGGCAGCAAUGAUCAAGGGUGUCCCCUUUUUCGGUUACCUUUUUUGGACUAUUUCUGACAACUGGGAGUGGGCUGAUGGUUAUGGUCCCAAGUUUGGACUUGUAGCAGUUGAUCGUGCCAAUUGCCUAGCUCGGAUCCCACGUCCUUCAUAUCACCUAUUUUCCAAGGUGGUAACGACAAGCAAAAUUACACGUGAAGACAGGGAAACAGCAUGGAAUGAACUUCAAAAAGCUGCUAAAGAGAAGCAAACAAGACCCUUCUAUCGAGCUGUUAAUAAACAUGGUUUGAUGUAUGCAGGAGGCCUUGACAAACCUACACAACGACCUUUUGUUGAUCGAGAUUGGCGAUUUGGACACUACAAGAUGGACGGUCUGCAGGACCCAUUAAGCCGCUUAUAUGGAUGCCUUCUCCGACCAUUCUCCUUCAAAAAGAAAAGAAAAUCUAAAAAAGUUGAUUCUGAAUUGGAUCUUCAGCCUCUUGAGCUGAGUGUCUGAUUGCCUGUCCAUACUGUU